UUCUGAGAGGUUUUGACAGAGCAAGUUAAGAGAAACUGUUUCUUCUGGCAAGUGAAUCAGCAACCAGGGGUUGCAGUUUGAAAAUAAUUGGCAAAUGAACCCGAGAGUAAAUAAGAAAUGUUUUCACAGGGAAGGUGCAGAAAUCUCACUCAACAUUCCUCGGUGCUGAUGAGCUGUGAGAAAUCUGAAUGAGGACACCGAGCACGUGACCAGACUGGCCCCUGUCUCAAUCAUCCGUAUCCACUUGCAGCUACUCCUUUGAUUAGAGUUCCUGCUCUGCGGUUUGACUGGUCCUCCUGAGGGGCCGUGCAGUCAUGUCCCAAGCGGUGGGGUUUCGAGUGGGCGCUGAGUUCUCAUCGUACAGUGAGCUGCAUCGCGAGUUCCGGCGCUACCAGAGGGACUGCGCCGUGCAGCUGUGGACCAGGCACUCUCGGACCAUUGAGGCCCAGAGGCGGAGGGCCCCUAAACGGCCCAUGAACGACGCGCUCAAGUUCGCUGAGAUUGACUACGCGUGCAUUCACGGAGGCAAACUAUUCAGGGCCAAAGGGACUGGGAAGCGAACAAACCAGAGAACCAACAAGACCAAGUGUCCCUGCGUUAUUAAAGUCCGCCUCUCUCCAGAUGGGGACAAGUUUGUGGUGAAAGAGAUGAUUGAAUCGCAUAACCACACGGUACAGGAGGCUGAACGGGAACGCUUCCCACAUCAAAGACGUUUCGACAAAGCAGUGCAGAGUAACAGAGCAGAUAUUAAAGAGAACCUGGGGAGCGCAGUAGAGCAGGGGAUCCAUCAGGAAGAUAAUCCCAGAGACAAAUGGACCACAUGGAAGAUGAACCAGACGAACCUGGAGAAAAUGGUGCCUGCGCUGGCAUCCGUCAAGGAUGGCAACGUGGUGGUGGUAGUCAGUAAGGCCAAUGUGCUACAGGCCAUCUAUUUCCAGGAUAGCAGCAUGAAGCAGACAUUUGAGAAGUUCCCCGAGGUGCUGCUGUUGGACUUUAUGCACAGAUGGGAGGGCUUGUGGCUGCCCACCUUCCUGCUGCUGGUGAUCGACGGCAAUGGGGAGAGCGACCUGGUGUGCCUUUGGUUCGCACAGAACGAGGAGCGUGAGACCAUCAAACAGCUGCUGCGCAUCUUCAAACAGAAGAACCCGGCGGCCGAGAGGAUCCAGACGGUGAUGUGCAGCGGCAGGCCCUACCGCGGGGAGGUGGUCUCUGAGGUCCUUCCCCACUCCAAGCUGGUCACCUGCCUUUUCCACACCCUGCGCACAUUCCGAGCGGACGUCACAACCGACAAGCUGCAUGUGACAGUUGGACAGCGAAACCUGCUGUUGGAGAUCCUCCACAACAUGUGCUAUGCAGCCUCAGCUGAGGAAUACGACCUCCUGUACCACCAGCUCCUCGACACCAACACUCAGCGAGCCAUCGACUACUUCCACAAGAACUGGCACGAGAGCCGCAGCCAGUGGGUGGAGGGCUUCAAGCACGAGAGCGAGACCUACCUGACCAGCACCAUCAACCGAGUGGAGCAGCUGAGCCAGAAGCUGCAGGCCCUGGUGGGCAAGUUCACCGACUCGGCCACUUUUGUGCAGGACCUCCUGAAGGCCAUUGACUCACUGCGGACGGAGUGUGACUACCGAGCCGUGCGCAUGUUCCAGAAGCCGCCCCUUGUGGCCCUGGAGGCCAGCUCGACCGCCUCGGCUUAUUUCAGCCUCCUCACCGGCUUUGCCUUCUCGCGGGUGCAGAGGGAGCUGGAGGAGGCCCAGUGGGUGACCUUCCUCAGCGUGGAGGGCGAGCAGGCGCAGCCUGUCUCCCGCCGGCGGGCUAUUGUGACGGGCCCGAGCAGCUGCCAGUGUGCCUUCCACACCUCCAUGAAGCUGCCCUGCCGCCACAUCCUGGCCUUCCGGCAGCUGCGGGGAGCUGACCUCUUUGAGCCGGCACUCUGCUCCCUCCGCUGGACCCGCGAGCACUACUUGAGGAACCACCCGGUCUUCCGCACCAGCACCGAAGCCCCAGCCGCCAGCGCACCGCUCCCGCCCCAGCAGCCCGAGUCACCGAGGGAGCAGAUGACGGUGCAGCAGGAGCGAUACCGCCAGGCCUUCAAGGUAGCUCAGAAACUCUCCGUGCUCGCUGCCGAGUGUCCCGCCGAGGAUUUUGACAGCUGCUUAGCGGUCAUGACUGCUGUCACCAACAUCUGGGCCAGAGGUGGCCAGGUGCAAGUCACCGAGAUUAAUGUGACUCACACAAAAGAGGAGAGAUCAUCGGCCUCAGACAACAUGCCAAGUGAUGUUGACAGUGUACAUCAGAACUGAUUUUAGACCCAGCGUACAUAAAAUGAGAACGGCUCCAAGUUCACCAUGCUGGAUUACCCACGUCGGAUGGUCCCAGGAGUCGGACUAAGGUUGUUUUCUUUUCCCCUUCUCUGAUCUAGCCUCUGUUUGUAUACAGAUGUAUUAGACACACACACACACACACCCACCAACCCACACACACCCCCAAUAACCACUGCAAAGUGAGCUUUGACAGACCUUGGAUUCAGCUUUGAGGUAAAUUCAUUUGUAGGCAUAAGGGGAAAUGACAUUUGGCUUGUUGUAAUGGAGAGAGAAAUUUUGUGAUGACCUUGGUGAAGUUUCUGAAAUUUGUGAAGGGAAUUGGCAAAUUGUUCCCAACAGCAAAGUGUUCAAUUCCGGAGGGAUGUGAAUCUAAACAUGACAUGUGGGAGGCAGCAGGAGACUUUUAAUCCCUAAGGGUAACAGUUGCGGGGUGAGUGGGCAGAGAAUUGCGUUGAAGUGGACAAUAUUCCCCAGCUGCAACAGGCAGUUGGUGUGUUUCUGAUGAGGGGAAGUACUGAGGGGCAUGAUGGGGUUUGUCCAUACUGUUCCACAGGUACUGACACUCCUCUGGCUUUCAGUCACCAAGUGAUGUGGACAGCCUGAUGGGGAGUAGAGGGUGUUACCAUCCAGCCUGAUGGUGCCGUGACUGAUGUAGGAACAGUAGGAAGCCAUUCAGCUCCUUGUGAGAUCAGCAGGAACUGCUGGACAACGAGUGAACUGAAUUCUCUUAACCCCCCCCUUCACUAACCAGCAGCUACUCACAAACUAUUGUUCCCCACCCUGCAUUCCCCCCAACCACCCCCAUCCUCCCUCCCCACCCCA
Carcharodon carcharias (great white shark) is the source of this 3149-nucleotide messenger RNA. Its product is annotated as zinc finger SWIM domain-containing protein 1-like. Bases 315 to 2306 code for a protein of 663 amino acids. The transcript has 8 exons. Lineage: Eukaryota; Metazoa; Chordata; Chondrichthyes; Lamniformes; Lamnidae. The record is from RefSeq and is a predicted model, not a curated record. Gene Ontology annotation, molecular function: zinc ion binding.